Messenger RNA from Durio zibethinus, 426 nucleotides. The record is from RefSeq and is a predicted model, not a curated record. Lineage: Eukaryota; Viridiplantae; Streptophyta; Magnoliopsida; Malvales; Malvaceae.
AUGUUACUCAUCGACAUAGCUACAGCUGAAGAUGUGGAGCUUACGGUGGCUGCUGCUCAGAGAGCUCUUUCUAGAACAAAGGCAAACAUUAGAUGUUUUGAGUACUAUACGUACCUUGUUGAAGAUUGUGUUGUAAUACUGAAGCCUUCCGAGUUGGUAUCUAUCACCUGUUUGAAGCUGGUUGACGUGUGUAGAAAGGUUGGUUUUUUUCUAAGUGUCUUGAAUAUUCUGAUUGGAUCAAGCCUAAAAGUUAUGAUUCCUUUGGCAUCUCAUCCCAAUGUUGACAAGAUUGCCUUUACCCGAAGCACUACAACAGGGAACGUGAUAAUGGAAGCAGCCGCUCAAAUGGUCAAGCCUGUAUCUUUAGAACUCGACAGGAAAAGCCCAAUCAUUUUGUUUGAGGAUCAAGAAUAUGAAGAGUCAUAA